AUGUCAAAUUAAUAUCAAAUGAUGUCAUUUUAAUUUCUAUGUAUAAAAUGAUUUUUAAAUUGUAUUAUGUUUUUAAUUUAUGAAUGAGUGUGAUAUAACUUUGAAGAGAUUUCAAGUAACUUUAUAAACUUAGAGUUCUACUUCCUUGAUAAUGCAAAAUAUAUUAACCAAUGGAAAUAUGUCGCUUAGAUUUAAAUCGACCGAAUUACAUUGCUUUAAUUGGUUUUAUAAUAUCUCACCAUGUUUUCCUGUCAACAGUAGUAAAGUUAAUAUAAUUACGGAUCCUAGGAAGUUUUACGAUACAUUGUGUGAAAGAUUUAAGAAUGCCAGUCGUCGAAUUUCAGUUGCCAGUUUAUACAUUGGCACAGGACAUUUGGAAAGGAAUUUGCUCGAUGUUACACGGAAAAAUCUUAUGUCAAAUAAAACAUUACAAUUGGAUGUCUUAUUGGAUUACCAGCGAGGUACUCGCGGGGAAGUUAAUUCUCGUACUCUGGUGCAAGAAUUAGUGAAAGUGGCACAAGAUCAGUGUAAACUAUCUUUAUACCAAACUCCACGUCUUCAAGGUUCCUGGUCCAAACUUUUACCAGCUCGUUAUAACGAAAUUCUGGGUUUACAACAUAUGAAAUUAUAUAUUGCUGAUGAUUCAGUUUUGUUAAGUGGUGCUAAUUGUUCAAAUGAUUAUUUCCAAAAAAGACAAGAUCGCUACAUAGAAAUUGAAGAUGUUGAUCUUGCAAAUUUUUAUCGAGAACUCAUAGAUGAAGUAACAAAGUUUAGUAAACAAGAAUGUGGUGAAAAUGAGAAUCAAUAUUCUAAGGAAACAUUAACUAAGGAAGUUAAUAAGAAUAUUGUAGACUUAAUUGAGAAAUGGAGAAAGAAACAAACUACAAAAUUAGCUUCAACUGAUGCUACAAAAGACACUUGGGUGUUUCCUUUAAUACAAAUGGGAGAAUUUGACAUCACUCAAGAUGAAGAUGCAACUUGCAAAAUUCUCUCUUCCGCUCCCAAAGGAUCAUAUCUCCGAUUGGCUACUGGAUAUUUUAACUUAACUGAAAACUAUGCUAAUACUUUGUUAAAGAAUUGCAAGGCUAAUAUCAGUUUAUUAAUGGCACAUCCAAAUGCAAAUGGUUUUUUGGGUGCAGCAGGACCGGCGGGUGGUAUACCACAUGCAUAUUCAUUAAUAGCGCAAAAGUUUUGGCAAAGAGUUGUUGAUUCAAAUCAAGCAAGUCGCAUACAAAUGCUGGAGUACGAGAGACCGGAGUGGACUUUCCAUGCAAAAGGAUUGUGGUACUACCCGGCUGGCAGCGGGCGGCCGUGGGGGACGGUGAUCGGGUCUGCCAAUCUCGGCGAGCGCUCUGUCAGAAGGGACCUCGAGGCGCAAGCAGCGAUAUUUACCACCUCACCCCAGUUACAGGAGAAGCUCCACGCGGAGUGCGCGCGGCUGCACGCGCACGCGGCGGAGUGCGGCGCGGCGCUGCGGGCUCGCCGCACGCCGCUCUGGGUGCACGCCACCGUCGGAUUGUUUAGGACAUACUUCUAGCACAUUUAUUAGAAAUUAAUAAAAAAAACAACAAGAAAUUAUCCCACUUAGAAUACAGCAAUAUAGGUAUAAUUUAGCUUUAGAUAGAUAUCAAUGGGUAGGAAAUUAAUUUCCUAAACUAGCAUUGAAUUUGUUAAAGAACACAAGCUUUUGCAAUUAAACAUAUGGGCGUAUGUAAGAGGAAGGUCAUUUAAGUGGCAAUUUUUCUGACACCUCGAUUUGACCAAAAUUAAAUGUUAAAAUAUUACUAUUAGCGAUAUAGUACAAAAUUUGCUGUGAUUUUUUACUAAGUAAUUUGCUAAAGAGUUUCUAGAUUUCUGUACAUUACUUUUAUUAGCGAAGGAAUCUUUUAUUUGAUAUUCGUUUCAUUUAUUCAUGUAUUAAGUAAAUGUUUUGUUUUUAAAGUACACUCGAUUUAAUCCAAAAUUUUAUCAUGUCCAAAAAGUAGUAUACAAAAUGGUAAUUUACAGACU
Papilio polytes (common Mormon) is the source of this 2010-nucleotide messenger RNA. It is a transcript of the gene PGS1, whose product is annotated as CDP-diacylglycerol--glycerol-3-phosphate 3-phosphatidyltransferase, mitochondrial. Gene Ontology annotation, molecular function: CDP-diacylglycerol-glycerol-3-phosphate 3-phosphatidyltransferase activity. NCBI's taxonomy places the organism in Eukaryota, Metazoa, Arthropoda, Insecta, Lepidoptera, Papilionidae. Gene Ontology annotation, biological process: cardiolipin biosynthetic process. Bases 152 to 1537 code for a protein of 461 amino acids. The record is from RefSeq and is a predicted model, not a curated record. The transcript has 7 exons. Gene Ontology annotation, cellular component: mitochondrion.